This is a messenger RNA of Thlaspi arvense, 1909 nucleotides long. The record is from the annotation of a GenBank genome assembly. Lineage: Eukaryota; Viridiplantae; Streptophyta; Magnoliopsida; Brassicales; Brassicaceae.
AAAAGCUAGAAAAAAAAAAACGAAUCUGAUAUUUGGCCAAUAGUUAAAAAAAAAGAAGGAAGAAGAAAGAGUAGAGCUUUAUAUAGGAAGUAGGAACACAAUACACACCACCACUUGUGCGCUAACUUUCGCAGUGUCCGACGAUCUCAAAGUUCCUCUCUUUCUCUCUCUCUCACCAAAAUUCGUGGCUUUUUUUGCAUUUUGCUUCUGAAUUCGGCUUCGGAUUUCACAAAUUGUUAAAAGAGUUUCUCUCAUUCUAUCUCUCUGUCAAGGAGCUUCAAGCCGCAAAGAGCGGACCUCGAGAGUUUUUAAUGCUGAAAUCGUUUCUAGGUCUGAUCUAAUUUUCCGGUGGCGUAACGGUUCUCUUCCUUCGCCUGCCGUCGUCAUUUGAGUAUAUCUGAAAUUGAAAUCUCCGUGGCAGAGAAAAGCAAUCGAAUUUAGCGACUUGCGAGUGUAUAUAUAUGUAUUGUAGGUACAAGUAGUGCAGUGCGCAACUACUGUCGCAUAAAGGUCGAAUUGAAACUUCGUGGAGGGUGAGAGAGAGAGAGAGAUGCUCACGUGCAUAGCUUGCUCGAAGCAGUUAAACACCAACAAUGGCGGAUCUAAAGAAGAAGAAGAAGAAGGUGACAGAGUUCUCGGAACACCCAGGUCUAAGCAGGCGAUUAAGUCCCUGACAUCACAAAUAAAAGACAUGGCAGUAAAAGCGUCAGGUGCUUACAAAAGCUGCAAACCGUGUUCGGGAUCGUCGAACCGGAAUCAGAACCGAAACUACGCUGACUCGGAUGCUGCAUCAGCUUCAGGGAGGUUCCACUAUGCGUACAAGAGAGCGGGAAGCGGAAGCUCAACGCCGAAGAUUCUAGGGAAGGAAAUGGAGUCGAGGUUGAAAGGGCUUUUGAGUGGAGAAGGCACACCUGAGUCCAUGAGUGGUAGGUCAGAGUCCACAGUGUUCAUGGAGGAAGAAGACGAGCCCAAAGAAUGGGUUGCUCAAGUGGAGCCUGGUGUCCUCAUCACAUUUGUAUCAUUGCCUGAGGGAGGGAAUGAUCUCAAGCGGAUUCGGUUCAGCCGUGAAAUGUUCGAUAAAUGGCAAGCUCAAAAAUGGUGGGCGGAGAAUUUCGACAAGGUCAUGGAGUUAUAUAAUGUGCAGCAGUUUAAUCAGCAGAGCGUCCCGCUUCCAACUCAGCCUAGGUCCGAAGAUGGGAGCUCGCGAGUUCAGUCUACCAAGAACAGUCCUGCAACUCCACCUCUAAACAAAGAAUGCCCUCGAGGAAAAGGCUACGCUUCUUCUGGCUCACUCCCUCACCAACAGACAGCACAAACACAAAGUCGAUACCGUGAUUCGUCUGGUCUUGCCACGACGCCAAAACUGUCUAGCAUAAGUGGGACCAAAACCGAGACAUCAUCGGUUGAUGUGUCUGCAAGAAGCAGCUCAUCGAGGGAGGAGGAAGAGGAAGAAGAAGAAGCAGAUCAUUCAGGGGAGCUCUCUGUAAGUAAUGCAAGCGACAGUGAAACAGAGUGGGUGGAACAAGACGAAGCAGGUGUUUACAUCACAAUCAGAGCUUUACCAGAUGGGACUCGCGAGCUUAGACGUGUUCGAUUCAGCCGAGAGAGGUUUGGGGAAACGAAUGCAAGAUUGUGGUGGGAGCAGAACAGAGCUCGGAUACAACAGCAAUACUUGUGAUGAUGCAUGAUGCUCUCUAGAUGAAUCUGACACAGCAAACCAAAACACUUUUUUUUCUUCUUUUUCUCAAAUGUUUUACUUGGAGAAAAGCUUAGCUACACAUGGAUGGACAUAACUUUGGUUUUUGAGAUAAUGCAAUGUGCUUUCAUUGACAUCAUCUAUAAAGAGAGGUCAUUCGUUUUAUUACUCUUUUGUUCAGCAGAAAUUUCUUCAAUCUAGACAAACCGAAAC